CGGAAGUGUUGCCAGCAGCCCACAGACAACAGACCGUAGAGAGGUGGAAGUGUUGACUGAGAUGGCAGAUUUGUCGUUGUAUUUAACUAACGCGAACGUUUCACUCGGACAAACUAUGGAAACUGACAAGUGUCAGAGCCCAGAAGCGGCCACAGACUUUGAGAGGGUGGAGAUGGGAGACUCUGUGGGGGGGCGGGUGAAGGUGAAGGUCCCCCGCAGGACCAUCCACUUUGCCAGUGGAGAGACCAUGGAGGAGUACAGCACCGAUGAAGAGGAGGAGGAAGAGGAGGAGCCUGCGAAGAAAGACAUCAUUACUGUUGAUUCGUCCAAACUGACCUGGGGCCCCUAUUUCUGGUUCCACAUGUGGAGAAUGGCGACCUCCACUGUCUCAGUGUGUGACUACAUGGGAGAGAGACUGGCCUCUCUUUUUGGCAUCACUUCUCCUAAAUACCAGUAUGCUAUCGAUGAGUACUACCGUAUGAAGAAAGAGGAGGAGGAGGAAGAGGAGGAGAACCAUCUGUCUGAGAUGGCGGAGCGUCGCUUUGCGGAGCAGCGGCGAGGUGAGCAGGAUGAUCCUCGUCCCGCUACAGUGGAGCAGCCAGAAGGGUCCGGAGCUUCCUUUGUAAACAUCAGCUUUGAGCUCCAGCCUGAGCCUUCUCUCAGCACUCCAGACAGAGUCCCUUCUCCACUCCCCUCCUGAAGACUGACACUCCAAACCAUUAAUAUUUAAACAUUUAUAUCAGUUGGCAAAACCUUAAUUUACCUAGCUGUAUAGAUUAAUAAUAUUAUUUUUCUAUGUUUUUAUUUUAUAAAAAGUACACAGUGCAGGGAAACAUUUAAAGGGCUCUUGAAGUGGCUGCACUGGCCUUACCUGUGAAUGUAAAUUUGUGUAUAGUGUGAAAAAUCAUAUGCAACACUGAGAUGUGUCCUUUAACUAUUUGUUGAGUAAACUGCGACUGGGAUCAACUCACUUUAAAUUGAGUUGAGAAGGUGAAAUAUAUGCUGGAUUUAAAUCUUCUAAAGAAAUAGACAUCAAUCUCAGUUUUUUUUCAUUAAUUACAAAUGGACAGAGAGCCACCCUGAACUGGAGCAGCAGCAUCAACAGACACAUGCUACAUCUACUGUACAACUGUUGAUCCUGCUCCUUUUGUAUAUGCAAAGUAUGACAUUUCAUAGGUUUAGCCAACUUUGCCAAGCCAUUUCCGCUUUCAAGUUGCUUCCUGCACUUCUGAGUGUAGCAGUGCUGGAUAGUAUUUUACCUCCAAACUAUAAAGAUAUGAGCAGGCAGUGAUGACAUCAGUACCCAGAACUGGUGUAAUGCACGGUGAACGUGUUGUACUCUCCAUUUCAGCCAAUCAUAACCAAACAUAAUCCUCGAGUUUCAUCAAACGGCACCUUUAACAUCAAUAAUAAGUUCAACAUUUUGUCCAAAUACAUAUGACAACCCUGCAGCCUCAGCCUUUUAGCAGUCAUGGAUACUUCCUCACGUGUGGAAUAUUGUGUGUGAACUUGGUCAAUUACAUACAGAGGCAUUAGUCAUGGAUCACUGUUGCAGAGUCAGACUAAGGGCUGGUUAAUCCAAAAGCUACUUUAAUAGGUUUCAUGCAUUAAUUACUAAUUAACCACAAUCUUCUAACAUCUUAUUUCCCUUCAGAGCAUAACAUCUGCCUGAUGUUGUGUCCCUUAAGCAGCUCAUAUUUAACUUGUUGUUGUGUCCCUCCUGGUAAGCAUUAUAUCCUAAGUCAUUGAAAAUGGCACAGUCGAAGCCAUCCAGCAGUGACUGGAGCGUAACUCUCUCUCUGCUAGUCAUUUUGUACCGUACUUGACGGUGUAGUCAAUCACAGGCUUCAUUGAAAAACCUCCUGUUCUUAAGGUGUCACAGCACCACUCUGUUCCUAUUGUGCAGCUUGAUUUACACAGUUGAGAUUUGGAGGCAGGCAAGAAGCUGCAGUUUGUUGACUUCAAUGCUAAUCUCAAAGAAAUAAGCUGCUUUCUUUACUUGUCAUAAUGUAAAAAAGUGUUUCUGUAAUGAUACUUUAAGGGGUUGACAAACAGAAACAACUUUACAUUAUGUAGUACUAAUUGUUUUUUCUUGGAAAUGCCAAAAGUGCUAAUUCUUUAGCCAAUGUAGAUCAAAUAAUAUCAAUAUAACUCAAAUGUAUUGAUGACUGAUGAUUUACAUUGGCAAGAAAAGUUGCUCACAUACAUUUCUACUUUGUUCGUGUGUGUUGAGGGGUCAUUCUUAAAGUGUCCUUGUGGAAGCGAUUGAUAUAAGUGUCUAGCUGUGCAGCACGCCUAAUGCUGAGACUGAGCUCUCAUAAGCCUCUUAUUCAUUAUUUUUAUCCUCUGAUAUCGCUGUGUGGUGACCAGAUGCAGAGAAAUUACGCGCACCUUUUUUUCAAAAUGGGCCUUAAAGAUAAACAGUGAAAUUUAAACAUAUCAGACAAAGUGUACGGCAUGUUAAUAAUACUUAGUGGGUAAAUGUCUUUCACUACGAGUCAAUGAAGGAUUUUAUUCAUGCUUUUUUUUUUUUUUUUAAAAGGACAACAUAUGCAAAUGUUUUGGUUAUUUUAACAGACUUAAUGAAUCUGUAUAUAUGUAUUUAUAUUUAAUAAACUCUUUAAACAUUCAAAAGGUUGGCUUUUGUUUUUAGUAUUAUACACAGUUUCCCAAAAAACUGUUGAGCACCUGUUUUACUUGGAUUUGUUCGUAUUCAUCUUAUCUAAUAAAACUCUUGGAUCUUG
Messenger RNA from Morone saxatilis (striped sea-bass), 2744 nucleotides. It is a transcript of the gene fam177a1a, whose product is annotated as family with sequence similarity 177 member A1. The transcript is spliced from 5 exons. The record is from RefSeq and is a predicted model, not a curated record. Lineage: Eukaryota; Metazoa; Chordata; Actinopteri; Moronidae. The coding region runs from base 62 to 700 and encodes 212 amino acids.